Messenger RNA from Camelina sativa (false flax), 693 nucleotides. The record is from RefSeq and is a predicted model, not a curated record. Lineage: Eukaryota; Viridiplantae; Streptophyta; Magnoliopsida; Brassicales; Brassicaceae.
ACAUAGUACAUUGGACGUAACUCGUAAGCCAUAAGAAGUCCAGUCCAUCAUCUACGCUUCGCUUGGAACACUCGAUUAUACCAAAUAGAAUGCAAAACCAUAUGAAACAGAUCGUAUCUCUGCGGUUUAGCAUGCCACAGAAAGUGCCUUUGCGCCUUUCUCACCGCCAUUUGCAUCUUUACGUAUUUCUCUUCUGGUAUCGACGACAAAUAUCUUUCAACCUCGGUAUGUCUUUCUCCGCAACAAUGACAGAGAACGCGCUCCAAUCAAGAACCUCGAAGAAAGGCGGCACAAAGUUGUCUGAUAUAAUCACAGGGACACACUCAUAGAAAAUAGAUUCAACCACCCUCGGGCUGUUUACUUCAAACCCUUUUGGACAGAUGCAGUACUUGCUGCUUUUCAUAUGCUCAAUGUAAUUCAUCUUGCUCGCUACACCAAACGGCAUCCGACCGAAGAUUUUCAUUUCCGGGUCUUUGUCUUUCCAGUGCUGCAGCAGAAUUGCACGUAGGUAACCGUGCAUGCUUCCAGCGUAGAAAGCCAGGGUUCGCCUCUGAGAAGGCGGUUUCCCACCCAAAUCACGGAGAGGAUUUUUGGCAGCUCGGACAUAUGUUUCAGGAAGUGAGAUGUCUCUUCCAAUCUUGAAGCCUGCAGUUACAUCUGCAUUGCAUAGAGCUUUGAUGCAAUGCUCCAUGU